Anarrhichthys ocellatus (wolf-eel) is the source of this 2015-nucleotide messenger RNA. It is a transcript of the gene slc35b1, whose product is annotated as solute carrier family 35 member B1. Gene Ontology annotation, cellular component: endoplasmic reticulum membrane; Golgi membrane. The transcript has 9 exons. Gene Ontology annotation, biological process: UDP-galactose transmembrane transport. Lineage: Eukaryota; Metazoa; Chordata; Actinopteri; Perciformes; Anarhichadidae. Bases 446 to 1426 code for a protein of 326 amino acids. Gene Ontology annotation, molecular function: UDP-galactose transmembrane transporter activity; UDP-glucose transmembrane transporter activity. The record is from RefSeq and is a predicted model, not a curated record.
UAAACCAAAUUUCCUGACGCGACCGCUUUUAUCCUUUUUCCACUAAUUACAGGCUUUGAUUUCUCAAUGAAAACACGAGCUGUGCUCUGCGGACACUAUCGGUACCUAUCCGGUGGGAAUGUGACGGUUCAUAUGUUUUAAUUAAGGAGACAUUUAGAUACAUCAGAAUGAUACAAAACAAACAAAUGACAUGAAAUCUGACUGCAGCUGCAGACAAGUCAAGGUACCGUUAGCGAGCUCGGACGAAUUGACAGUUACCGUGCACGAGAAGGUGACAAAGGGAAACCUUUGACGUUAAACCACCCGCAGGUACGACACCUAAGCUGAACACUCGAGCACCAUUUCCGGGCUCGUCACGUCGGCUAUAGUGGAGCGGGACGUCGGUGUGAGGGGCGCGGGCAGCGGAGCGGUGUCGGUGAACAUUCCCGGACGGCUGGAGGACAGCAUGGCUGCUGGGAAGCCCGUCUCGAUGUGGGACAACAUGCGGAUACGGUUCAUCGUGUGCUUCCUCGGAGUCUUCGUGUGUUACUUUUACUACGGGAUAUUACAAGAGACCAUCACUCGAGGUGAUUACAGUCAGGGAGACCAAAAGGAGAAGUUCAGAUUCGCCCGGACGUUGGUCUUCAUCCAGUGCGUUGUCAGUGCUCUGUUUGCUAAGAUCUUAAUCAUUUUCUUUGAGGGCUCCAAGCCGGAUCACACCAAGAGCUGGCUCUAUGGGCUGUGCUCGCUCUCUUAUCUUGGAGCCAUGGUGUCCAGUAACUCCGCCCUUCAGUAUAUCAACUACCCCACACAGGUGUUGGGUAAAUCCUGCAAGUCCAUACCAGUGAUGAUCCUUGGUGUGACAAUACUGAGGAAGAAGUACCCGCUGACUAAGUAUCUGUGUGUGCUGCUUAUUGUGAGCGGUGUAGCGAUGUUCCUCUACAAACCCAACAAGAGCUCAGCUGUUGCAGAUGACCAUGUUUUUGGGUUUGGAGAGAUUCUGUUGCUCGUCUCUCUGACAUUGGACGGUUUGACUGGCGUGGCCCAGGACCACAUGAGGUCUCGCUUCCAGACGAGUGCCAACCACAUGAUGCUGAACAUCAACCUGUGGUCCACUCUGGUGCUGGGGCUAGCGGUACUGUCGACGGGGGAGAUAUGGGAGUUCCUGAGUUUUACCGAACGCCACCCGAGCAUCAUCUAUAAUAUUCUUCUGUUCGGAGUGACCAGUGCUUCAGGCCAGACCUUCAUCUUCAUGACGGUAGUGUACUUUGGGCCUCUGACCUGCUCCAUCGUCACCACCACCAGGAAGUUCUUCACCAUCCUCGGCUCCGUUAUUCUGUUUGGCAACGUCAUGACCACGAUGCAGUGGUUCGGCACCAUCCUCGUGUUCCUCGGUCUCGGAGUUGAUGCUAAUUUUGGCAAAACCCCCAAGAAGACGACGCACUAAAACAUCUGGAGCGCACAAGAGAAAGGCAAAUGGAAACACUCUGUAACGAGUGUCUUAUUUCCAUAAGAUGUCCUUUACAGGCACACUGUAUGUGCCUAUGAAUUGUUCAAGUAUGGUCAGAUAUUUAACUCAACUGUAUUUAAAAGAGACUCCAGCUUCUGUUAUAUACUGUUGAUGUAUCGAAGAGACACCUGAAGGAACUAUGACAAGCCAUUAACAUUUUUUUUUUUUUUUUUUUUUUUUUUUUUUUGGACCACACUUUUGUAGAGUAUUUGGACAGGUUGAAAGACAAAGGGGGGACAAUACUGUAUUUAGAGAAAUAUUUUAUGUUUCUGAAACCAGCUCACCUCCCUUGGAUGGAUAUCGAAACUAAGUAAGGCUUGGUUUACAAAGUGUUGCUUGAAUAUGUGUAAUCAUCACAUAUAUAGUUUAUUUCUUGGCAAACAAUCGGCCAAGUAUCAUUUCAUUUAUAAAAUAUAAAUGGUUGUAUGUAGCCUGUUGUGUUAUGUCCAGUCUUACUAUUGAAUUGUUUUUACUCCUUAUUUUCUACAAGGGGAAAAUAACUUACCAUUAAAGGGAAAUUGUGAUA